This is a messenger RNA of Nothobranchius furzeri (turquoise killifish), 1723 nucleotides long. RefSeq names its product protein O-fucosyltransferase 2 (gene pofut2). The record is from RefSeq and is a predicted model, not a curated record. NCBI's taxonomy places the organism in Eukaryota, Metazoa, Chordata, Actinopteri, Cyprinodontiformes, Nothobranchiidae. Gene Ontology annotation, biological process: protein O-linked glycosylation via fucose. Gene Ontology annotation, molecular function: peptide-O-fucosyltransferase activity.
CAACUGCACAGACGCCUCUCUUGUUACCGGAAGUGCGUGGCCGAGACGAAACAUGGCGUGCAGCAAAUUUAAUAUACAAGUGGUUUAUACGUCUUUUUGCGUGUUCUUUUUGUCUUUUUUAGUAGUUUUUUCAUUACUAGAAACAAUAGCCUGUGAUAAUGUGUUCAGCGCGAGUCAAACACCUUCUAUUUCCGUCGCUGCCGCUAAGGAGUUACGAUACCUUUUAUAUGAUAUAAACCCUCCAGAGGGAUUUAAUUUGCGGAGAGAUGUCUAUAUCCGCAUGGCAUCCCUUGUCAAGACCUUGAGGAAAGAAGGGGAUGACUGGGUUUUAGUGCUUCCCCCAUGGGGUCGUCUUUAUCACUGGCAAAGUCCGGAUCUUCACCAGAUUCGUAUCCCAUGGGGCGAGUUCUUCAGCCUCACUAGCCUGCAGGUCAACGUGCCUGUCAUUGAAUAUGAGGAAUUUAUUGCAGAAAAUGGAGGACCAUUUAUUGAUCAAGUUCUGGUACUGCAGAACUACGCUGAGGGAUGGACUGAUGGAAAAUGGGAAGAAAAACUUGAUGAGAGGCCGUGCAUUGAGAAGCUAAUGUACUCCAAAGAUAAACAGGGCUACUACAGGGGCUGGUUUUGGGGCUAUGAAGAAACAAGAGCUCGAAAUGUUACAUGUAUAUCAGCUCAAGGGCAUGCCUCGAUCAUGGCCCCAGUUCUUCAGAAAAACAUCUCAGCAGUAUCAGUUAUGCUUGACAGAGCAGAGACACUUCUUCAUGACCACUACGCGGGGAAGGAUUACUGGGAUACUCGACGGAGCAUGGUUUUCGCUAAGCACCUGCGACUCAUUGGAGAUGCGUUCAGAGCAAAAUACUUGAACUCUACAGAUGACAGAGACCAUACAACAUACAACGAGGACUGGACUCGUAUGAAAGCUAAACCUGGUUCUGCAAGAGGUGGUCCGUAUCUGGGGGUUCAUCUGCGCAGAAAGGACUUUAUCUGGGGUCACAGAGACGACGUACCCAGCCUAAAGGGGGCGGUCAAGAAAAUAAGAAGCUUGAUGAAGAAACACAAACUGGACACAGUGUUUGUUGCAACUGAUGCAGAUGGGGAGGAACUGAAGGAGCUGAACAGAAUGCUGCCUGACAUGGUACGGUUUGAGCCUUCCAAGGAAGACCUGGAGCUGCUGAAGGAUGGAGGAGUGGCCAUUAUUGACCAGUGGAUUUGUGCUCAUGCAAGGUUUUUCAUCGGAACGUCGGUGUCCACCUUCUCUUUCCGAAUCCACGAAGAAAGAGAAAUUCUGAACUUCGACCCCAAAACUACAUACAACCGCUUCUGUGGAGACUCUGAGAAACAAUGUGAACAGCCCACACACUGGAAAAUAGUUUACUAAGGUUACCUCUGAAUUUCCCGACACACAAGUGCCAACAACAGUGUUUAACAGCAACAUUUUUGUACAAAAUAUUUUGUACUGGUUCAUUUCCCUAUCCAUGUUUUAGUGUUGUUCCAUUAAAAGUGACUGACAUUUCUACUCAGAUGACCCAAAUAUGGUAUUAAUGUAAAGUUCAAUAAUUAAAUCUGCAUUUAUUUUUAAACUAGAUGGCUUAUUUGGAUGUUUCAUGACAGUAUGUUACCUUGUUUUUAUUUAUUUUUGACUCAAGCACACCCAGUAUUGUGACUAAUUGUUUUCUAAUGGCUGGUAACUUUAUUGUGUCAAAAUAAAAGCUCAGAAGUGUCA